UCAUGCUUCUGCCUUGCGAUGGGAAAGAGCAGAGCCACCAUCGGCAGAUGUUCAUUUCCUAUGGGUCCAAAAACUAGUGUUUUAUUUGAAGCCCGCAACUAAUCCUGGAUCAGUUUCCCUACCCCAUCCCAAAUACUGAGCACUGACUUCUCAGCAAGACAGCUUGCGCUCCCGCCGCUCUACAUUCAGAGGUCCCAGGGGCUGGGCCUGCCCUCAAGCCCUUCUAACUCUCCAGCUGGAUCCCAGGGAACAUGGCUGAAGCACAGCAGGCCUCUAGCUUGCUGUCCGCACUGAGCUCUGAUGGGGCAGAAGUAGAGCUCACCUCCCCGGUGUGGCAGGAGAUUUACCUCUCAGGCCUGCGCUCCUGGAAAAGGCAUCUCUGGCGUGUCUGGAACGACUUUCUUACUGGUGUGCUCCCUGCAAGCCCCCUCAGUUGGCUCUUCCUCUUCAGUGCAAUCCAGCUUGCUUGGUUCCUCCAGCUGGAUCCUUCCCUAGGACUGAUGGAGAAGAUUAAAGAGUUGCUUCCAGACUGGGGUGGACAGCACUAUCAACUCCGGGGGCUUCUGGCAGCAGCGCUGUUUGCCUCGUGUCUGUGGGGAGCCCUGAUCUUCACACUUCAUGUGGCUCUGAGGCUGCUUCUGUCCCAUCAUGGCUGGCUCCUGGAACCUCAUGGCACCAUGUCCUCACCCACGAAAACCUGGCUGGCACUGGUCCGAAUCUUCUCUGGGAGACACCCAAGGCUGUUUAGCUUCCAACGGGCCCUCCCACGACAGCCAGUGCCCACAGCACAGGAGUCCGUACGCAAGUACCUGGAGUCGGUACGCCCGGUGCUUGGAGACGACGCCUUUGACCGCGCUACUGCUCUGGCAAGCGACUUCCUGAGGCUGCAGGCGCCACGGCUGCAGCGCUAUUUGCGCCUCAAGUCCUGGUGUGCUUCCAACUACGUGAGUGACUGGUGGGAGGAGUUUGUGUACCUGCGCUCCCGAGGCUCGCUGUUGGUCAACAGCAACUACUACUUGAUGCAGGAUUUCCUGUAUGUCACGCCCACACCGCUGCAGGCUGCCCGAGCAGGCAACGCCGCCCAUGCCCUGCUCCUGUACCGCCACCUUCUGAACCAGCAGGAGAUCCCACCGACACUGCUGAUGGGAAUGCGGCCCUUGUGUUCUGCCCAGUUCGAGAGGAUAUUCAACACCACACGGGUGCCAGGGCUGGAAAAAGACUACCUCCGUCAUGUCCAGGACAGCCGACAUGUGGCUGUCCUCCACCAGGGCCGAUUCUUCCGUGUCGGGACCCACUUUUCCAAUGACCUGCUGUCCCCACGGGCUCUAGAGCAACAGUUCCAGCAAAUCCUAGAUGACCCAUCUCCAGCUUGUCCCCUUGAGGAACAUCUAGCAGCUCUGACUGCUGCUCCCAGGAGUAUGUGGGCCCAGGCUCGAGAGUCAGUGAAGACUCAUGCCGCCACUGCCCUGGAGGCCGUGGAAGGGGCCGCCUUCUUCGUGUCCCUUGAUUCUGAGCCCGUGGGACUGACCAGGGAGGAUCCGGCAACUUCCUUGGAUGCCUACGCCCAUGCUCUGCUGGCCGGCCGAGGUGAUGACCGCUGGUUUGACAAAUCCUUCACCCUCAUCGUCUUCUCCAAUGGGAAGCUGGGCCUCAGCGUGGAACACUCCUGGGCUGACUGCCCUGUCUCAGGACAUAUGUGGGAGUUUACCCUGGCCACAGAUUGCUUCCAGUUGGGGUACGCAGCAGAUGGCCACUGUAAGGGGCAGCCUGACCCCGCUCUGCCGCAGCCCCAGCGCCUGCAGUGGGACCUUCCAGAGCAGCUCCAGCCGUCCAUCUCUCUGGCCCUGAGGGGAGCUAAGAUCUUAUCCGGCAACAUCGACUGCCACGUCUUCCCCUUUCCUCACUUCGGCAAGAACUUCAUCAAAAGUUGCCAUGUCUCUUCGGACAGUUUCAUCCAACUGGUCCUGCAGCUGGCUCACUUCCGGGACAGGGGUCAGUUCUGCCUGACUUAUGAGUCGGCCAUGACCCGACUAUUCCUGGAAGGCAGAACAGAGACGGUGAGGUGCUGUACCAGGGAGGCCUGCCACUUUGUGAGAGCAAUGGAAGACAAGGAGAAGACAGACCAGCAGCGCCUUGCCCUGUUCCGAGUAGCUGUGGACAAGCACCGGGCUCUACUGAAGGCAGCAAUGAGCGGGCAGGGGACCGACCGCCACCUCUUCGCGCUCUACAUCAUGUCCCGAUUCCUCCAUGUGCCGUCGCCCUUCCUGACCCAGGUCCAAUCACAGCAGUGGCUGCUGUCCACCAGCCAGAUCCCUGUGCAGCAAGUGCACAUGUUUGAUGUCCACAAUUACCCGGAUUAUGUCUCCUCUGGAGGUGGAUUUGGGCCUGCCAGCAACCAUGGGUAUGGCAUCGCCUAUAUCUUCACGGGAGAAAACAUGAUCACCUUCCAUAUCUCCAGCAAGAAGUCGAGCACAGAAACAGACUCGCAGCGGCUGGGGCAGCACAUCGAGGAUGCCCUGCUGGAUGUAGCCACCCUGUUCCAGGCCGGGCAGCAUCUCAAGAGCCGGGUCAGGGCACUUGGGGGGAACUCGGGAUACAGACAUGGCUUUCUCUCCAGUAAGCCUGUGGACCCCAAGGUCCCCACAACCUCCACCAACUUUUGAGCUCCUCAGCAGGGAGCUGGUCUCCCUUAGGAAGGAGUGUGCUGUUCCCAGGGCUCGGCUGGCACAGACGGGGGUAUGGGGACCCCCACAACCACCUGGUAAUAAAGAUACGUAAGUUGG
This is a messenger RNA of Alexandromys fortis (reed vole), 2783 nucleotides long. It is a transcript of the gene Cpt1c, whose product is annotated as carnitine palmitoyltransferase 1C. Gene Ontology annotation, biological process: fatty acid metabolic process; carnitine metabolic process. The record is from RefSeq and is a predicted model, not a curated record. Bases 252 to 2663 code for a protein of 803 amino acids. Gene Ontology annotation, molecular function: carnitine O-palmitoyltransferase activity. The transcript is spliced from 19 exons. Gene Ontology annotation, cellular component: mitochondrion. Lineage: Eukaryota; Metazoa; Chordata; Mammalia; Rodentia; Cricetidae.